CUCCGCGCGUUUGUGUGGAGAAAGAAAGAUGGCGGCGCAUUGAGUAGCGCUGAGUAAACCAAGCUCCUUCUUCGGACACUUUCUUUAAUACUGUUCACAGCAGUAAACGUGUGGGAGUCUUAUUCGGUGGCGGAUGCACUACACUACAUACGGAGCAUACACGGGAACGCGAAGAGUCGAGAGUUAGCCAGGAAUGCUAACGUACCAGCUAGAACUUUGCCAUUCUCACGUAUCUGCAGGAAUAGAAAGAGGAAGUCAAAAACAACCAGGUCACUUUAUAGCUUCCGACCACAGCGGAAACAUCACAAAAAUAAUAACACUUUGUCAUCCCUCCAUCUUUUGUUUUCUGUCUCGCCUUAUUUUCUCUUGUCUAUUAAGACAAUAAACAAAUUAAAACAAUUCCCUUUCCCCGCAUUCACUUCGAUCUGCGCGUGAGGAAGAUCUCAUCCGCACGUGCAACAGCAAUAUUUUCGCGGGGUGAUCAAGGUUGCCAUGGCUACGGGGCCCUCGCGCCAUCUGUUGCUGCAUGGAUGCGCGCGCACGCUUUAAAAACUCUCUGGUGAAAGAAAACGGGUUAGCUUCGGAUGCUAACCGUUCUGAGGGGGAGGAACUUUUUUUUUGUUUGUUUGUUUUAGUUACCUCCCGAGGUAACAGCGGGUUAGAUUACGGCUCGAGUUUAAUCAAAUAGUUACAGAACCAAAACAAAAGAAGAAAAAGAAAAGAAAGGGGGAGUGGUGAGAGAUGAAGCCGGGAAAAUGAGCCUGUGAGGCGGCAGUGAUGCUCGACUUUCCCCCGCCGCUGCGUCUCACUUUACCUCAGUCUUCCAUCAGCUUCAUCACGGAUUAUCUCACUUUAUAUCUCAACUUUAGUGUUCAUUUUACUUCAAAACUUUCAUUUACACCACGGUGGACUGUAAGGCACUGAGGGGAUAAAAUGGCAACAGGUGGAGCUCCGUUUGACGACGAACAGGAGCUGCACAACUGGACCGUUAGCAACGGCAGCCUGGAUGACCGACUCAAUAACAUGGACUGGGGUGUUCAGCAGAAAAAGGCAAACCGGUCAUCAGAGAAGAACAGAAAGAAGCUCUCCGCUGUGUCCGAGAGUCGUCUGACCAACGACAUCUCUCCGGAGUCGACACCAGGGGCGGGGCGUAGGCGAGCGAGAACGCCGCACUCCUUCCCUCACGUCAAAUACACUACACAGAUGUCCGUUCCCGAUCAGGCUGAGCUGGACCGACUGCGGCAGCGCAUCAACUUCACCGACCUGGACGAGAGGAGCAUCGGAAGCGACUCCCAGGGACGCGUCACUGCAGCUAACAACCAGCGCCAGCUUUCCUCUGAGCCCAAGAAACCCUUCAACUUCCUCCCGCUUCACGUCAACACUAACAAGAGCGGAGAUUCUUCUGCCUCUGCCCCACCUGCUAUCACUACUGGGGGUAAAGAAGCUAAGAAACAGAGCCUGGGGAAGGAUCUGUUUUCCCCGGUGCCCAUGGUACCCGUGGUACCUGUGGUACCUGUAAUUGAGCCACACAGAGCCGAUAAACCCAGCAGAGGCUCUCUGAUGGACGGGAGAGGAGAUUCAGCUAUCGACAGCAGCCAGGUGGUCAGUAAACUGGUGCAGAUCCGUGAGUACAUCAGCAGAGCCAGCUCUAUGAGGGACGACCUGCUGGAGAAGAACGAUGUUCCGGCUAACGUUGAGCGCCUCUCUCACCUCAUCACACACCUGAAGGAACAGGAGAAAUCUUACUUGCGCUUUUUGCAGAAGAUGCUGGCGAGAGAGAAUGAGGAGGAGGAGGAGGAGGAUGAAGGUGCCACGGUGGACUCGGCGGUGUGUUCGGGCUCCAUGGCCGAGAGCACGUCUCUGAACUUAGAGCCUCGGUCAGAAGCCGCAGACCCCACCUGCUACCGGGUUGGGGGUCAGCAGAAAGAGGAGUUGGAAAAUCUGCGAAAGCAGCAUGACCUUCUGCAGAAGAUGCUGCAGCAGCAGGAAGAGCUGCGAGAGCUGCAGAACCGACAGGCUGCCCUGCUGACCAUGCAGAACCGAGCCGAACACACGAUGGAUGACACCGUUGUAACAGAGACUACAGGAAGUGUGUCAGGGGUUAGCAUCACUUCAGAACUCAAUGAUGAGCUCAAUGACCUCAUACGACGCUUCCACAACCAACUGCAUGACUCUCAGUCUCAGGCAGUGCCUGAUAACCGGCGUCAGGCUGAGAGUCUGUCUCUCUCUAGAGAAGUGUCCCGUUCUCGCUCUACCCACAGUCCCCGGGGGCAGCAAACCCUCGGUGCCGAUGCUGCUGCCGUCUCUGCCUCCUCUGCUAGCGCCAAACUCACCAAACUACAGGAGCUCCAGGACAAGAAGCAGACGAUGGACAAAAUCCUGCAGGAGCUUCAUUCACUCCGAGACCAGACACUAAACAACAGCUCCUGCCGUGGUGCAUCUCAGCGUGUUUCUGAGCGUCCAGCUGCAUCGGGGAGAGACGGGAACGGUGUGUCUGUAGCCAGACAAGAUUCUUCACCUUUUGAUGAUGGAGGAAAUCCAGCUGAAAAACUGAGGAAGUUGAAGGAGGUUCACAAGCGUCUGAACGAGCUGAGAGAGCUGGUGCAGUACUACGAGCAGACAUCUGACAUGAUGGUGGACACGGUGAACGAGAAUGUGAACGAAGACGAGGAGGAUGAGACCGAAGACGGGUCGCUCUUUGAAGCCAUGUUCGAUUCGGAACAGGAGAACCGAGAACCCAUCACUAAUAUCAGAAACCCUGCUCAGCCUCAGUCCACAUCUAACUGGAUGGACAUGAACACACUGACGAACGCCUGCAGCAGCUCUAACAACAGAGUCACUCGGCUAAACUCGCAGUGUGAGGUCAACAACCGCUCAGCUGCUAACCUGCGUAGCCUCAACGUGCCCUCUGUUAUAGAGUGCCAGUAUAACCGAGACGGCUCCUACAACGGUGCUAAGCACGGGAACGGAGACGAAGAUGACGAGGACGACGACGAUGGUGUCGAGGAGGAGGAAAGAGCAAGGCGAGGACGAAGAGAGAGCUCUGCUUCAGGGUCCAGUCGCCGGAGCAGCAUCGCAGAUGAUGCAGAGUUUGCUCAGAAAGUUCAUCGUCUCCAAACGGCCAAGCAGAAGCUGCAGCAGCUCCGUGAUCUCGUUGCCAUGGUGCAGAGUGAUGACACGGACACCACGGCAGCCAAUGAGGACGAAGGAUUGCAACAGCAGCCCAACAACACCAGAGCAACUGCACCGAGGGCUAAGAGAGAACUCGCACUCUCUGACAUGGCCAGGGAGAAGCUGUAUGAGGAGAAGCUGAGGCAGCAGCAGCAGGAGCUGAAGCAGCUUCAUGAGGAGAGACAGAGACUAAUGGAAAUCCAAGGCAAAAUCCAGGACCUGCAGUGGGCGUGUCCCGAUCUACAGUCAUCUGUGUCGAGUGCCGCGAGUGGCGUGAUGAUGAUAAAGAAGAUUCCUGCUGCAGCUUCCACUCCAGCUGUUGUCCCGUCCACAUCAGCCAAGAGUAACACCACCGUGCUCAAACACACCACCGAGCCUGCGCCUGUUACCGUUACGGACAACGAGUUGUGGUCAGAGAUGCGCAGACACCAGGUCCUGCGUGAGGAACUGAGGCAGAGACGGAAACAUCUGGAAAGUCUGAUGGCCGAGCAGCAGAGGAGGAGUGAUGCACACCCUGCUCACACCUUCACCCAAGAUGACCGAACCAUGGCAACAUGGGGCGGCUCUACACAGUGUCCACUCGGUGAUGAUGAUGAUGAUGAUGAUGAUGAAGAUUACCCAUCUGAGCUUGCAGCACAAGAAGACGAAGAUGAGGAUGAGGAAGAGGGAACAGAGUCAAGCUCCACUGAUGAACCACACUCGUACGCUAACAGGAAGCCCAGCAGUGGUGGCAAGAACAGGGACAGUGUAAAGGGUUCAUCUCCACGCUGCACCAGAUCUCGGCCUCGUCCCAACCCCAGGGGGGCAAAGAGGCAGGAAAACCUGCGCUGGGCUGCUGACCUGUCAGCCUCCGAGAGCGCUACACAGACUCACACACACUGGCAGGAGCAGACCACACAGAUGCAGAGACAGCUGGACUUCAGCACAGCUAUGUGUCAGAUGCUGCUGCAGGACCAGCAGACUCUUUCAUGCAUGCUGCAGUCAGUACUGACCACACCGUAUAACACGCUGCCCAAUAACCUGGGCUCACCACAGGUGCCCCUCAUUAUGCACCAGCUCAACCACUGUUACACACAACUUGCCUGGCAACAGAACAACAUCAGUAGGUUGAGGCAAACUCUCAAUGACCUCCUUCAACAGCAACAGCAGCCCUCCCCAGGUCAACAGCAGCAUCAGAACAUUGCACAGGAUUCCGUCUCUCCCUCGCCAUUCCUGCCCUUCCCUCCCAUCAGCACGCUCGGUACAAACAACUUUUCCCCUCUCGCUACUGGCUUUAAUCUCUCUCCCAUGUUCCCGUCUGUGGGUUCAGAGAUUCAGCAGGCUUCAGGAACUCAGGCCAGCCCGGAUCAACAGCCUGACCACAACAUGUCCCUAAAAACUGAGUACAUGAGCUUCCCGCCUCCGCUGCAGAGGACGCCCCUUAAUAACGCUCACACACGCUCUCUAGAUGACUCUAAAAACUCCAGCUUGCUGAACUCCACCUUGAACAGGUCAUGUGACAAGCGAGGCAGUGAGCAAGGGAGGCUGGAAUCCCAUGAUUCCUUGAGCAGCGUGCCUGACCGUGUCGACCCCUCCACUGUCACCAAGAGCUUCAGACCUGGACGCAAAGCCUCGGCUCAGGCCAGCCUCGCAUCCAGAGACAAAACACCAAAGAACCGGCGUUGGAGGGGCAAGAACCACAAAAACACAGGUUUGGACAGUGACAGUGUUUCGAGUGCCUCAGAGCUCAAUCAUGAGCGUGAAAAGGGCAGGGAGCGAGAACGGGAGCGCUCGGCUCAGCCAAGACCACGGGAUCCAAACCAGAGCCUCCUGGACAAGCUUACCCAGGAGAAACUAGACAGCAAGACCAAAAAGCACAAUGAACUCUCCUCAGCAGCGUAUGCAUGGAGAACCCCCUUUCUCUCUAACCAAAUUGCAUGCACCGAAGCUCCAGACGGCAGCAGUGACUUCUCUCUGUUCGAGGCUCUGAGGGAGACGAUCUAUUCAGAAGUGGCCACUCUGAUCUCUCAGAACGAGUCUCGUCCACACUUCCUCAUUGAGCUCUUCCAUGAGCUGCAGCUUCUCAACACCGACUACCUUCGCCAGAGGGCACUCUACUCACUGCAGGAUAUUGUAACCAGGCACCUGACUGAAAAGAGUGUCGCUGAGGAGGCGGGGUCACAGUCUGAACUCACUCCCAGCGAGAGUCUGGCCACUACUGACAACGACGUAUCUGAGAAAGACGUGAGGAUGAAGAUCAGCUCUCGAAGAAAGAGAGCUGUGGAGGGAGAUUCAGUGGACAGUGAGAGCUUGUUGUCCACGUCCUCAAACCUGGAGCCAUUCGCCAGCGAUGACCUGGGUAACACAGUGAUUCAUUUAGAUAAAGCUCUGGUGAGAAUGCGGGAGUUUGAGCGUAUGAAACUAAAGGCUGGGUUUCUUCCUCCUCCUCCUCCACCUCCUCCUGCUUCUGCUGCCCCUGCUUCUGUAUCUACAGCGCCCCCUGUCUCUAAUCCUGAGUUCUCGCCUGUUACCCCUGCUGCUACUGCUGCUGCUGCUACUGGGGGUGAUCCAGCUGCUGUCCAAGGUCAGGACAUACGUUGCCCUCAGAUUGACACACAGCAGUUGGACAGACAGAUCAAAGCCAUCAUGACAGAAGUCAUCCCCUUCCUGAAGGAACACAUGGGUGAGGUGUGUUCUCCACAUCUCCUGACGUUGGUUAGGCGGAUGGUCCUGACGUUGACUCAGCAAAACGAUGACAGCCGAGAGUUCAUGCGCUUCUUCCACAAGCAACUCGGGGGAAUCCUACAGGAGUCCCUGAGUAAGUUUGUCGGCCGGACGCUGCAGGACUGUGGUGAGGAUCUGCUGGUGGACAUCUCAGAGAUCCUCUUUAAUGAACUUGCCUUCUUCAGACUCAUGCAAGACCUUGACCAGAACACUCACCGUGCCAAGAGACAGACACCGACCACGCCCACUAAGCACGCACCCUCCACUGAGGGAAAGAAGUCUGAAGGAGAAAAGACUUUCUCACCUUCUUAUUUUGAUGAGGAUAAAGACAGGGAUGAGACUGAGCAGGGAAGGGCAAGUCUCUGUCUCGAUGGAGAGAGAGAGCAAACAGAUGAGAAACCGAGCAGGGACGCCUCCGAGGAGGAAGAUGAAGAGGAAGGAGACGGACUGCCACUGUCUAUAAGCUUGUCCAAAGCAGAGACACAGGCGUUGAAUAACUAUGGCAGCGGUGAGGACGAGAAUGAGGUCGAGGAGGUUGAGGAGUUUGAGGCUGGAUCUGUGGAAGUGCAGACAUCCCUGCAGGCUUCAGACAACACCUCAGAACCCUCACAGUGUAACGGAGUUUCCCUAAACGUAGCUGCACAGGAGACCAAGUCAGACCAAGAGAGUACAGAAAGUACUGAAGUGAAGAGCUCCAAGUCGGAGUCUAUAGAGGUGAUGGAGGAUGAGCGAGAUGCUGUAGCUGAGGACACACACACAUACAGCAAGGAGGAGUCUGCUGUCCCCGUGGCCACGCCUUCACAGGAAAGUCCUCAUGGCUCCACCACGGCAAGCCCUCAGACUGACUCUCCUGUUCUGGUCAACGCAGAUGAGGUUGGGUCUGGAAACACUAGUCAGAAAUCUGAUGAGGAGGAUUUCGUCAAGGUGGAAGAUCUCCCGAUGCAGCUGUCAGUGAUGUGUGAGGAGGAGCUGUGUAAGCAGAUCUUAGAGGAACAGAGGAGCAAUAAUCUGACCAGUGAGAUCCUGAACGGGAACACCCAGAACGGACUUGUAGGCAACGCACAAGCACUUAAAGAGCCUGAAAGCGUUGGAGCCCAGAGUGCAUGAAGACGGUGGAUUGUAAUCACCGCGUCCCGACACUACAGCAUCAUAUUUAUCUUUAAUGUGUGUUAUUUCAUACCCAGGUGAUUUAAAAUCACGACGGAUAAGUAAUGACAUCACUCAGUGCAACUUACUUGCUGAAGUUCAGCCUGAGCCUCACUGACGUUUCAGUGCUGUUUAUUUAUCUGAAAUUUAAUCAGACGGUUGGUUCGAGAGGAAACACUGUAAAUCUAAGGUUUGUGUUGAACUCUGUAACUUCACGCCCUCCUGUUCGCUUUUUAAAGCCGAGCCUCACACUGGAAACUUUCAGCGAUGUUUAUGGCGUUUUCUUCUUUUUUUUCUCUCUCUUUUUGUUGGUUGUUUCUUUCUCUCUUACCUUUCGAGGUCUCUGAAUCUCCUCCUCCUCGUCCUCCUCCUCAUGCACUUUGUGGCCCAGAAACAGAUUAGAGGUUAAAGUAUCGACAUCAACAGCAAAUUUUCUUUAAAAUUGAGACUCGCCUUUUCCUGAAAACUUUUUCGGGAGGAAUCUCACGAAUGCCGAAUUCCUCCUGUCUCUCUCUCGCUCUCUCUCUCUCUCUCUCUCUCUCUCUCUCCCCCCCUCUCCUCCCUCCUCCAGGGGGACGCAUUUCAGCCUUAAUGCAUUCUUUUAAUCCUCCCCCCACCCUCUAUUUUCCUCAUUUUUAGCUUUUAAUUUUUCGUCCCAGUUCAUAUGCUUGGUACUCGGAAUCUGUUUUCAUGAGGUUUAAAAUGUUAGAAGGUUUUAAGUUGUAACGAAUAAAAGAUAAAUUUUUACUUUGUCCCUUAAACAUCUUGUUCCAGUUGCUUUUAUUUUCCUCAAACUCGACUUGAGAGUGCUCUCAUCAUCUCCUAGGGUUUAUUAUCAUUUUAGAAUGAUCUUAAUGUUUGAAUGAACCUCACAGACGCCAAAUGAAAUGUGUGUGUUUCAGUCCGGUCCUGGAUAUCUCUAACACCUUCACGAACAGAGCUUGAUCUUACAUCAUUACCUUCUUUAGCUACACUGUCUAAGAGAUGUCACGUCUGAUGGAGAAGCUUUGAUUGAUGUUAAAGUUGUUUCCUUCAGCAGUACAGCACUGUGUAGAAGAAAAGAUCCGGACGCUUCACAGCAGGAACAUCUGUACAUCUGCUCAUCCUCCUCAUCAACCCUAUAAACAUCAGAAUGGAGAGAAGGGACUGAGUGUGGCAUUAAUGUUGGUGACACUUCAAGUAUCUCACAACCUGCUGAUCUCAUGGCAUGUUCACACACAACAGGGUUUCUACAGAAUGGUGAAAAUAACAAAAAACAUCAGGAAGGGUCAGUUCUGUGGGCAGAAAAGCCUCCAUGAUGAGAGAGAGAGAGAGAGAGAGAUCAGAGGAGAACGUCCAGAGCUGACCGGAAGACUCUUUACAACCAAGAUGAGAAGAAAAUCCUGGAAUGAACAACCUGUUGAAUAUGAAGGUGGAGGAGCUACAACAGCAGAAGACCACGUCAGGUUUGACUUGGUAUAAAAACUGAGAAGUAGAAAAACAAAUUCAGCUUUAAAUUGACUUCAGCGGGCCUUGAUGACGUUUUAUUAAACGUCUAAAAUGUAUUCCGUGGAGUUUGGGGCAAAAUCACAAUGUAAAUAGUGUGAUAGAAGCUUUUUACAUGUUAUUACACAGAUAUAAAUGAGUU
Hemibagrus wyckioides is the source of this 8647-nucleotide messenger RNA. RefSeq names its product pericentriolar material 1 (gene pcm1). Gene Ontology annotation, biological process: cilium assembly; protein localization to centrosome; microtubule anchoring at centrosome. The coding region runs from base 934 to 6981 and encodes 2015 amino acids. The record is from RefSeq and is a predicted model, not a curated record. Lineage: Eukaryota; Metazoa; Chordata; Actinopteri; Siluriformes; Bagridae. The transcript is spliced from 42 exons. Gene Ontology annotation, cellular component: centriole; centriolar satellite; ciliary basal body.